CUACUUUCGGAAAAGCUCGUGUCUCAGAAACGACAUGUGCUUAUGAAGGACUGCGUUAGGAUUAUUUACUACUGUCAUGUAAAGCGAUCGAGUGGGUGUCGCUACGAAAUGAGUGUUUGCAUCCCGAACAAUCCCGAUGAAAAGCUGAGAAUUGAUGAUUUUAACGUGCAUACUUGUAACCCAGACAGUGGUCGAGUAAGGCGUAAAGCAAAACCACAAAUUGAAGACUUCUCCAAACCGCUUGGCAAGCGCAAAUCCACCGGUGGAUCUGCUGCUGCAAAGGGCGAAAGCCCCCUACCCUUCCCUCUUAGCGAUCCAAUGACGUCGUUCUUCGCUGGUGUAGGAGACCACUUUGAAACUGAAAAUGUUUCAGAAUCAGCUGAACAGAGGGAUUUUGGAUGUAGCAGUUAUGGAGGAGGAUCAAGCGAAAACUUGACCAGGUUUAUUUCGGAGUUGGGCGAUGCAGAGCAGGGCGCAUCCACCAGCAAGUCUUCAGCGGCGAGUGUAUGGUCGGUAGUUGAUAUCGAUGUCGUGGAUUUUACCAAACGUCCUGAUCCUCCUUUUACGUAUACGUCACAGUAUUCUUACGCUUUUCCAAUGAUAGGAAAUCAGCCGGAAGUCGUUGCAGAUGCACUACUGAACUUGUUCUAUCUGUUCGGACCUUCAAACUCAGUAAAAUUGGAGCCAUCGUAUCGGGGCUAUAAACAGGUAGAACAUUUAGGAACAGCUUUAGAAAGUAUGAUUUCUGAAAGAUUCCCAUGUACAAGAGUUGUCUACUAUGCUGAAAACCGGAACAAACAAGGCGCCCUCGUUCCAAGAAGGGAAGAGUCGAUGAUUCGGGAGAGGAUCUAUGCUUGGCUUAUGGAUAAUGGGAAAGUGAACUGGUUUAACCAUCUCAAUGAAAUAAAACACAUGCACAACUCCGAAUGGAUAGAUGAAUUAGGUAUGCUGUUUCUUUGA
This is a messenger RNA of Strongylus vulgaris, 960 nucleotides long. Lineage: Eukaryota; Metazoa; Nematoda; Chromadorea; Rhabditida; Strongylidae. The record is from the annotation of a GenBank genome assembly.